AUGGAUGAAAGUUCUCAUGUUUUUUUAAUCAAAGAUAAAAUUCGUUGUAUUCAAAAAAAAAUCAUGGAUCAAUUAGCUGCUGAUCUUAAUAGUGCAUUAAAUGAUGCUAAUAUUUCAACAUCACAAUUAUCAAAUAUUCCUAUGACAUCUUCAUCAUCAUUUGCUACAACAUUAAAAAUAAAACGACGACGAAAACGUCCUACAAAUAAUGAUAUACAACAACAAAUAGCUGAAGCAUCAGAUAGUACAACACCAGAAAAUACACGAAAUCGAAAUACAAAUAAACAAUCGAUUGCUAGUGAUGACGAUUAUAUACCUGUGACAUCAAAAACUCAAUCAUCAUUAGUUGUUGCAUCAGAAUCUGAUUCGGCUUCACAACCAGAUGAAAUACGACGACGACGUCGUCCAUUUAAAAAACCAAUCAUUCCAUCAGUAUCAAAAACUGAACAACCUAUUAAAUUAACACGUUGUUCAAGUGCGAAAGUUUCCAAUUGUACAACAAAUACAUAUUUACAUAAUGGACGACAUAAUGUUCGAAAUGUAGACAAUAAUCGAAAAAUUGAUAUUGAUGAUGAUCCAUCAACACCAUCAUCAACAUCAUCAUUAUCAUUGGCUAUUAGUAAUAUGAAUUAUAAUGGUAAACGUAAACGAUCCCGUGCUAUUAUUCAUGAUGAUUUUCGUUUACGAAAUAGUAAUCUACAAGAUUAUGAUAUGACAUAUAUUGAUGAUUCGAAUUUAACAAAUUUUAGUAGUAGUAGUAGUUUAAAUUUAAGUGAUAGUGAUAAAGAUCCAUGUUUAACAAGUAAUGAAGCUGAUGAUGAACAAUCAGAUUGGCCAAAAGAAGAAAGUAGUAUUCCACGUGUUCUAUCAUGGAAAGAAGAUAAUGAUGAUGAUGACGAUGAUGAUGAUGAUGAUGAUGAUGAAAAAAUGUUAACAACAAAUGAAGGAACCUUACAAAAAAUUGUUAAUAGUGCAUUAAAUAUGGUAUUACCUAAUUCAAAAACUACAAUGCAAAAUCGAAUUAAUACAUUCGUAAAUAGAGAAAUGUUAACAGGAAAUCGCAGAAAUAUUAGUUCAAAAAAUACUUGUACACAUCCACAUCUAAAACGACAUGUUCGUUUAUUAAAAGAAACUCGCCGUUCUCAUCAUAAUAGUUAUAAUCAUAAACGUGUUAAAUCUGAACAUUAUCCACAUAAACAUCAUGAUAUUGUUGCACCAAUUGAUUCAACAAAUAUUGGUCAUCAAUUAUUAGAAAAAAUUGGUUGGACACCUGGUAAUGGUCUUGGUUUAAAUCAAAAUGGCAUAACAACGCCUGUAAACAUCAAUUAUCGUAAUUAUAGACAAGGUCUCGGAUAUGAAAAUACUUCCAUGGAUACAAGCGAACGUAUGGAAAGUGAACAACAAUCACCUAAUUUAUCUAGUCAUCCUUCUCAUGUAUAA
Molecule: messenger RNA, 1440 nt
Organism: Rotaria sp. Silwood1
Lineage: Eukaryota; Metazoa; Rotifera; Eurotatoria; Philodinida; Philodinidae
Source: the annotation of a GenBank genome assembly